CUUAAACAUCUUAACCGAUUUAUUUCAAUCGAAGAUUUUAUUACCCCUUUGAAGUACUGGGAUAAGUCAGGACAGCGACCUCAGGUGGAGCUUCCAUUUGAGGAGAAUGAGCAGAGAGCUCUGCUGCUAAAUAAUUGGGCACUGUACAAGCAGCAGGAGCAUGAGACGGAGAGGGACGCCGUCAGGGCCAUGCUGGAGGCCCAGCAGAAAGCUCUGCGGGAGCUGAGACUCGAGUCCCCAGAGCUCUAUGCUGAGGCCAUCAAGCGGGACCUCAGAUGGUUCCCCUUUGAGAAGGAAGGGCCACAUUACACACCACCAGUCUCUGACUAUCAGCCCCCCGAAGGCAGGUACAAUGACAUCACCAAGGUGUACACACAGGUAGGAUUCAAGAGAUAG
Fukomys damarensis (Damara mole-rat) is the source of this 396-nucleotide messenger RNA. Its product is annotated as 39S ribosomal protein L40, mitochondrial-like. The transcript has a single exon. The record is from RefSeq and is a predicted model, not a curated record. The annotation marks the transcript as partial. Gene Ontology annotation, cellular component: mitochondrial large ribosomal subunit; mitochondrial ribosome. NCBI's taxonomy places the organism in Eukaryota, Metazoa, Chordata, Mammalia, Rodentia, Bathyergidae.